Messenger RNA from Tachyglossus aculeatus (Australian echidna), 2103 nucleotides. It is a transcript of the gene SIM2, whose product is annotated as SIM bHLH transcription factor 2. The transcript is spliced from 11 exons. Gene Ontology annotation, biological process: regulation of transcription by RNA polymerase II. The record is from RefSeq and is a predicted model, not a curated record. Gene Ontology annotation, molecular function: DNA-binding transcription factor activity, RNA polymerase II-specific; protein dimerization activity; RNA polymerase II transcription regulatory region sequence-specific DNA binding. The coding region runs from base 1 to 2103 and encodes 700 amino acids. Lineage: Eukaryota; Metazoa; Chordata; Mammalia; Monotremata; Tachyglossidae.
AUGAAGGAGAAAUCCAAAAACGCGGCCAAGACGCGGCGGGAGAAGGAGAAUGGGGAAUUCUACGAGCUGGCCAAGCUGCUGCCCCUGCCCUCGGCCAUCACCUCCCAGCUGGACAAGGCCUCCAUCAUCCGCCUCACCACCAGCUAUCUGAAGAUGCGGGCCGUCUUCCCCGAAGGUCUGGGCGACGCCUGGGGACAGCCGAGCCGCCUGGGGCCUCUGGACAGUGUGGCCAAGGAGCUGGGCUCCCACCUGCUGCAGACCCUGGACGGCUUUGUGUUCGUGGUGGCGUCUGACGGCAAAAUCAUGUACAUUUCCGAAACGGCCUCCGUCCAUCUGGGGCUGUCCCAGGUGGAGCUCACUGGCAACAGCAUUUACGAGUACAUCCACCCCUCAGACCACGACGAGAUGACGGCCGUGCUCACAGCCCACCAGCCUCUGCACCCCCACCUCCUCCAAGAGUACGAAAUAGAGCGCUCUUUCUUCCUCCGGAUGAAGUGUGUCCUGGCCAAGAGAAACGCAGGGUUGACCUGCAGCGGGUACAAGGUGAUCCACUGCAGCGGCUAUUUGAAGAUCAGGCAGUACAUGCUGGACGUGUCCCUGUACGACUCCUGUUACCAGAUCGUGGGGCUCGUGGCCGUCGGCCAGUCCCUGCCUCCCAGCGCCGUCACCGAGAUCAAGCUACACAGCAACAUGUUCAUGUUCCGGGCCAGUCUGGACCUGAAGCUCAUCUUCCUUGAUUCCAGGGUGACGGAGCUGACGGGCUACGAGCCACAGGACCUGAUCGAGAAAACCCUGUACCACCACGUCCAUGGCUGCGACGCCUUCUACCUGCGCUACGCUCACCAUCUCUUGCUGGUGAAAGGCCAGGUGACCACCAAGUACUACCGGCUGCUGGCCAAGCGCGGAGGCUGGCUCUGGGUGCAGAGCUGUGCCACCAUCGUCCACAACACCCGCUCGUCCCGGCCUCACUGCAUCGUGAGUGUCAAUUAUGUCCUCACGGACGUAGAGUACAAGGAACUCCAGCUCUCCCUGGAUCAGGCCUCCAGCUCCAAGCCCCGGUAUGCCUGCAGGACCUCCCUGUCCGCCUCUCACGAACCCCGGAAGGCCGCCAAGCCCAAGAGCAGCAGUCACAAGGCCAGGACCAAGGUCCGCAGCUCCGGCCCCUACCUGCCCCAGCCAUACAGCUUGUUCCAGUUGGACAAACCGGACUGCGGCAGCCAACCGGGCCCCUGGAGAGCCGGGCCCCCGGCCCAGGCCCCCGGCCCCGAAGCCCACCUGCGUCCCGAGGGCGGCGAACUGCUCUUAGGCCCCCCGUCCUACGGCCUGCCGUUCUCCUACCGCUACGGCCCCUUCCCCGUCGAACCCCACGUCCUGGGCGGCAAGAAGGCCGGGGCGCUGCCCCCACGGCUCGGCCCGCCGCAGGGCCCCCCGUGCCAGGUGGCCCGUCUCCUGCUGGGCACGCUGCAGCCCGGCCCCGCCGACUGCCAGUGGCACCACCCCGCCGCCCUCCUGCCGCCCGGCCCGGCCCCGGCCCGAGCCCUGCCCCAGCUGCCCGGGAGCGGUGCCCGCCUCGGCCUGGCCCACGGCUACCAAGCUGCCCCGCCGUCCCGCCGCUACGCCGAGGGGGUCGGACCGUCCAGCUGUGCCGCGGCCGGGCCCCCCGCGUACGCCCCGAGAGCCGGGAAGGCGGCGGAAGCGGGCCCCGUCGGCGAGGAGGAAGACAAGGGGGCGUUCGGACGGGACUCGGCCCCCGGUCCCCACUGCCUCCGGCCCAAAGUGCCGCUCCCGGCCGCCUACGAGGCGGGCGCGAGGCCGUGCGCCAAGGAACCCCGCUCGGGCGGCCCCGUCCCGCAGGCCGGAGGGGAGCGCGGGGCGCCGGGGGGGCCGCUGCCCCUCGUGCUCUUCAAUUACCGCCACGUGCUGGCCAAGCACGGGGCCCUCACGCCGCCCGCCGGCCCGGGCCCGGGCCCCGACCAGCCCCUGGGCUACGGCCCGCAGGACGUCAACGCCUUCCUCUACCGCAACCCCGGCCCCGCCGCCGCGGCCCCGGACGCCCUCCCCCACUACAUCGGCACCUCCGUCAUCAUCACCAACGGCAGGUGA